GACCCGUGCGUGGUUCGACAAGUGUAGUGUGUCUGUUGGUUAUCCAAGGAAUAAUGUGAGCACUGGGGAAAGCCAGCAUCCACAACUUUAAAACUUUGCUGGACAAAACUUUUUUGUGACAGGACUGGCUGAACAGAUCUCGGGGCAAGCAACUCAGCGGCCAGACUCGAGCGCUCUCCUUUCUCUGAAGCCAGUGGAUUGGAGCAAAUUCUAUUGUGAUGCUAAAAUGAAGUCGGAAGAGGGAAAAGGCUGACAAACGAUCAAACGUGAAGCUCUCCACGGAAUGGUAGCAUACACAGUAAAACUUUUUCAAAAAGGGAUAUAACUUUUGCACUUAGUUUGUAAUUUUAUUUUUCUAUAGAACUGUGAUGCCGCUUGUUUUUGUUUUAACACUUGGUUACAAUUCAUUUGCAUUUUCAUCGGGACUUGACCUAAUAUUUACACUGCCAAUCCCUCGUUACUGUCUGACUAAGAAUUUAGUAAUGCACGGAAAUGAUUUAUCAAACAGGAGUGGACAGUCUUAUCUUGCCAUGUGUGGUUUCUGAGAAGAAGUUGGAAAGGACAGAAAAUAACCACAUUUCUUUGGUCCUCGAUUCAUCCUCUCAAGUGGGCUUUGGUUGAGUGAGCCGGAGAGGACUGCCGACGGUCCACACCUCUUUUCCCCUCUGUUGCCGACUAUGGAUAACAGCUUUACCGGCUCUAACAGCACCGUGUUCCAGAGGGGAAAGUCACUGUAUGUGCAAGCACGGCUCCAGGGUGGAGCUCCCUGGGGGUUUACGCUCAAAGGUGGCCUUGAACAUGGAGAGGCGCUCAUCAUCUCUAAGGUUGAGGAGGGAGGGAAAGCAGACCAGUUGGAGCAUCCCCUGCAGGCGGGCGACCAGGUGGUCAUCAUCAACGACGUGGAGCUAAGCGGCUUCAGACAGGAGGCCAUCUCUCUGGUCAAAGGCUCCUACAAGACCCUCUGGCUGACCGUCCGCAGGGAGUGCUGCCCCAACGCGUGCUGCUCAGACGCCUGUGCCCAGUCCUGCCCGUCCACCCACAGCACCCCCCGCCACAGCAGAGCAUGCUCGGGAGGAGUCAAGCUGCGCAUUAAAAACAGACGGAGCGAGCCCGCAUCCCGUCCCCACUCGUGGCACUCCACCAAGCUGGGCGACGGCCUGCAGGACCCCAGCAUGAUGCAAAUAUCCCCGGGCAGCAUGGGAGCUCCCUGGCCCCCGAACUACCAUUCCAGCUCCUCCACCACUGACCUGGCCUAUGAGGCCGGCUUCUUGCGCAAGAGCCCCGACCAGUACAGCUCGCGGGGCAGCAUGGAGAGCCUGGACCCCCCCAACCCGGCCUACAGCUCCUGCCACCAGCUCUCGGCCUCCAAGUCCUCCAACAGCAUCGACCACCUGCACAGCAAGCGCGACUCGGCCUACAGCUCCUUCUCCACCAGCUCCAGCAUCCCCGAGUACCUGGCGGCGGGCCCCCCGUCGCUGGGCGGCCGCGAGCGCUCCUGCUCCAUGGAGCACGUGCCCCAGAGCCGCGCCGGUGCCGAGGGCAUGCAGCAGGCCGACAUCCGCUACGUGCGCACCGUCUACGACCCGCAGGGCGUGUCCGAGGAGCACGAGGUCAGCUCCGCCUCGCUGGGCCGAGGGAACGACGGGCGCUCGCAAGCCCGAGGAGGAGGAGGAAGUCAUCGCCCUAGUAGUAGCAGUAGCAGCAGCAGCAGUGGUGGCUCUUCAGCUUCCCACCGCCACAGCGUGGGCCCCGUGUGGGGCAACCACAGCCGCAGUUCCUGCGAGAGCCUGAAGGGGGCGCCAGCGCCUCCGCUGCGCAGCGACAGCUUCGCCGCCAUCCGCAACCACGAGCGGCCCAACUCCUGGUCCAGCCUGGAGCAGGCCCGCUCGCUGCGCGCCCUGCACAAGGGCGCCUGGCACCACUCGAGCGGCUCGGUGGCGGGCGCCGGCAAGCCGGGCUCGUCGUACGUGACGGAGGGCCAGCUGCACACGGUGGUGGAGAAGAGCCCCGAGAGCAGCCCCACCACGCGGCCCAAGCAGGGCGGCUUCCCGCAGGCCUCGCAGCAGCCCGGCCGGCCCAUGUUCCCCACCAGCAUCUACCAGGUGCCCCCGCCCGAGCCCCACUUUGCACAGAUGCCCACCAGCUGCCCCAGCUCCAGCACCGUCUACCCGGCGCUCGCCAAGGAGAGCCGCUACGCCCCCCAGCGAGAGCCGGGCAUGGUGGUGGUGCUGGGUGGAGGAGGAGGAGGAGGAGGAUCUCACGGUGGAGAGGGCGUGGCGGUGGAGAACGGAUACCAAAGCAGCGCUCCGCACGGUUCCUCCAGCCCUCCUCACCCGGGACACUCGCAGCCCAAAGCGCCCCCGCAAGCACCGCCGCCACACUCCCAGCAUGCCGAGCGAGGCCUGGAGGAGCUCCACGCCAAAUACCGCUCCCACCUGCAGCCCGGCGGCUACCGCCCUCCGGCCCCGUCCAUCGGUCAGGAGAGGAGGGACCCUUACACGCCGGUCCAGCCCAGAGGGGAGAGGCCGCGCUACACGCAGAGCCCGGAGCCCCAGAGCGGCCACAGGCCCGGCGGGGACGAGGAGCACGCCAGACGUCCAGAGCACGGCUCUCUCCCCGAGCCCGUGGCCCCGCAGGGCAAGGUGCCGCAGGGACAGGUGGCCCCCAGCAGCAGGGGCGGCCCCGGUCUGCCCUCCAGGCACUACAGCGAGUCCAGCGUCCACUCCCAGGACCAGGAGCACCUGCUGACGCGCCUGGAGAACGCCCUGGCCGAGGUGCAGCGCUGCGCCAGCCCCGAGAGCGGCAGCGGCAGCGGCGGCAGCGGCAGUGGGCAGCACCCGCAGCUGGACCGCAGCAUGUCCGUGCUGGAGCGGGUGAGUCGCUUCGAGAGGCGCGAGCCGGGCAAAGCGCGCAGCCAGAGCAGCAGCCACGCCCCCAGCUCCAGCUCCGCCCCCUCCCACCGGCCGGCCGCGGGCCCCAAGAGCGCCCUCUCUGGUGUGGAGGACCUGCGCCACGGGCAGGACAGGAGCGCCGUCUCCUACUCCAACAGCCAGGACUACGGCAUGGUGCGCCAGGAGGGCCAGGUGGACCUGCACCAGAGGAGAGCCAGUACUGACCACCAGCCCCCGCACAGGUACCUGCCCGACCCGGCUCUGCAGAGGAGCAAAAGCACCUUCCACCUGGGCGAGGAGAACGGAUCUGGCCUGGGGUGGAGAGACGAGUCCGUGGACAUCAUCGGCGCCGUCCAGGACACGCCGUACAACCGGGCGUACCGGGACAGCAUCAAAGACGCCCAGUCCAAGGUGCUCCGGUCCACCUCGUUCCGCCGGAGGGACAUGAAUCCUCCGCCGGUGCCGGUCAAGCACAUGUCCCUGGAGCGGAAGGGCCCCAGGACCAGCCCCAAGCCCUCCGCCACCUCGCCACACACCCCGAGAGAGCGCCACGUGGUCACCCCUGACCUGUCGGACAGGAGCAGCCCUCCGGAACUGCCCAGCCUCCCGCCGGUGGGUCAGGUGGUGACGCGCAUCGGGGGCCGCAAACGACUGACCAUGGAGCAGAAGAAGCGCUCGUACUCCGAACCGGAGAACAUGCACGAGGUGGGGCUGUCCGACACGGAGACCCGGAAGCAGUUCCUGGUGCCGGAGACCAGCGUGGCGGACCGGCGCAAGAUGUUCGAGAUGGCCGCCCGCCGGAGCCAGCCGGCCGCCCCGCGGCCAGAGCUGCGUCAGAUGCAGCAGGACGCCGUGGCCGAGUACAUGAAGCGCAAGACGGGACGCCGCUCGGAGGGGGGGCGGCCCGCUCGGCCCCUCAGCGCCUACCUCCAGCCGGCCUCGUCCUCGUCCACCGACUCCCGGAGCCUCUCGUCCACCUCCAGCCUGGCCUCGCUGCAGGACCCCGGGCUGGACGGCCUGUCCGGCGGGGGCGGCCGCCAGAUCUACACUCUUCCGGCCAACUUCCACGGGGUCUUCUACCCCGGCGGCCGCUCGCACGGGGAGCCCCAGCAGGCCUCGUACGGCCGGCCCCAGAGCAAGACCCCCGAGCCCCAGUGGCUCCAGGAGCGGCCGGUGGACGGCGAGUGGCUGGCCUCGGCCCCGAGCCUGGCCCAGCCGUCCGGUCCAGAUGCGCCGCGUCACCUCCCGCUCUCCCAGUACCGCGCCGGGGGAUUCGAGAGAGCCGCGCCGGCCCGCAGCUCGGGCAAGUCGGCCUCCGCGGAGGACCUGCUGGACCGGCUGGAGAACCGGCCAGCGCCACAGCACAUCCGCUCCCGCUCCUCGCCCUCAGUGGAGCACUUCAACCAGGAUUUUAUGGCUGCAGAGCUUAGAUCUUUUGGGGCGAUGUCAAUGGAUCUUGCUCCAUCUAGUCACACUGGCAGCAGGUCUCUGGUCAGCGGGAGGCCUGAGCGUCCGGCCUCGGCCUCGGCGGGCAGAAGAGAGCGCUACGUGGUGAACCCGAGCAGCUCCCAGGCGGCGGCGCCCGUGGUGCGGAGGGAGCGCCAGCGGCACGGCGAGCGCCAGCGGGCACAGAGCGCCGCCGGCCUGGCCGCCUCCGUGGGACUGCCCAGCCCCUACUCCCCGCCCAGCAGCAGCAGCAGCGCCGGCCUGGAGUGGAGCGAGAGGCUGUGCCCGGCCAACCUGGACGCCAUCAUGUUCCCCUCCACGCCACACGGUGGCGCUCCGCACCCCUCCAGGAGGGCCUCAGCAGGCAUGACCCGGCAGAACUCCAGUGACACUAGCACCUCAGAGGAGACCAUCAAGGACUUCCCCAGCGGGGGGCCCGGCCAGCGGACGCAGUUGGCACCAAAGACACCCCCGCCCUCGCCCGAACUGCCCCCCAAGACGUCCCGCGGCGCCCCCUCGCCCCCCCAGGUGAAGGCGCCCCACUCCCCCGACGCGCUGUCCCAGCGGCUCACCUCCCUGCGCAUCUCCGAGUCCGCCCUGCGCUUCAGCCCUCCGCCCGCCUCCUCGCACGACGACGACGACGUCUUCCUCCACGAGGUGCCGCCUCCCGCGCCCCCGUCGCCGCCCGUGGCCAUCCGCGAGACGGACAUCACGGAGGACUUCCCCCCGCCGCCGCCGCCGCUCUCUCUCUCGCCCCCUGCAGGAGAGGAGGGCCUCGUGGGCUACUUGGAGCGCCAGCUGCCUCCCGGAUCACCAAAGCCACAGCUCAGUGCGGAGGACAGUGCAGAGGAUUCAGCCAUUGGCGAUGGGAUGGCGAGACAGAGGUACAGCCUCUCGCCUCCUCCCCUGUCUCCAGAGCCCUCUCUCAGCCCCGGGCUGAGUGCCGAGGGCCCAGCUCCCAGCAGCGCUGUCCUGGAGGAGGGCGACGAGAGCCUGGGCCUGGACCCGCGCCUGCUGUCCCGGAGGGAGAGGUCCGAGGCCGAGCGGCGAGUGGAGGCUCUGGCCCGGGAGCUGGUGUCGCGGGACAAGUCCCUGACUCCCCUCCUGGACAGCUGGGCCGGGAGAAGCUCCCUGGACAUGAUGGAGGAGAUCUUCCCUGCCUACGGACAGCGGUCGUCAUGGCAACGAAGGCGGAGCACCGUCAGUCAGGAAGACAGAAGGUCAGGUGAAGCCUGUAACUCCCAGGAGUCCUCGGCCGCGGCCAGCAGGAUGGAGACGGACCUGGACGAGGACGAGGCUGACCUCACACAGAAGCAGGGGGAGCUGCUGCAUGCUCUGGCCCUGAGUGUGGCACUGCUGAGGGGGGAGAAGGAGCAGCUGGCCGGGGAGCAGAAGAGCUGCAGUGCUCUGGGGGGCAGCAUGGAGGCCCUGGUGCAGGAGCGCUGCAAGCCCAACGAGAGGGACAAGUACCGCAUGUUCAUCGGGGACCUGGACAAGAUCGUCAACCUGCUGCUGUCCCUCAGCGGCCGCCUGGCCCGCGUGGAGAGCGCCCUCGCCACCCUCGACAGAGAGGACGAGACCGAGGACAGCGCAGUGGAGAGGGAGUCUCUGCAGCAGAAGCGGCGUCAGCUGUGCAGUCAGCAGGAGGACGCGCACGAGCUCAAGGAGAACCUGGACCGGCGCGAGCGCGUGGUGCUGGACUUCCUGUCCGGCUACCUGAGCGCCGAGCAGCUGCGCGAGCACCGGCGCUACGUGCGCCUCAAGCCCGCCCUGCUCAUCCGCCAGCGCCACCUGGACGAGCUCAUCCGCCUGGGCGAGGAGCAGCUGCAGCGGCUGGCCGAGAGCCUCCCCGCCCUGCCCGACUCGACCGCCGCCGGCCCGGCUCCGGCCCUCGUCCCCACCUCCCCUCGCUCCACCGCCGUCACCUCACUCUGAGUCCAGCCACUCUGACCACUGUGACCAACGCUGCUGCACAUUCAGCUGCUACUGAGGAGGAGGAGGAGGAGGAGGAGGAGGGGAGAUGGAUGAAGAAUGAGACCGGGAUGUUCAAAGAAAUGGGCGGGCUGCACAUACACACACACACACACACACACUCCUAGAUAAGAGCAGACUUGCCCCAUGUUCCAGUGGGGCCAAACUGACCAGUGAGGUCAGAAACUGGUGCCUUGUGUAUUUACGCAUUAGCAAUGUUUUCACCGGCGCCUUGUUUUUGAUGAAGUAGUUCCUGACGGGUCUUAGUAGACCAGUGGCCUUCACUAAGUUGGUCUCAUUCCAGCUGUGCUCUGGUCAGCCGGAUCAGGACACUCGUUUGCCUGAGGCACAGAACAAAGUGGCAACUGAUGAUUUCUGACAGCUGUCCCGUGGGGACGUUCCCCCCCCGCAGCUGUUUCGCUGUUUACUUUGGAUCAAUUAUCACCGUGAUUUUUGAUGUUCUUUUUUUUCACUAUUGGUUAUUGCAGAGCACUUUUUAUUCGGGGCAGAUUGACAACUGCACGCCCUAAACCACACAAGAGGAGGCCGCUCCUUAGACCCACAAACAGGCUUCUCCACGCUUUCAAGAAUCUUUCGCGAUGAAAUAACUUUCUUCAAAACGAUGUUUUUGGAACUCCAUUCUAAAACAAGCUCAAAUGCUGCCAUGACCAACUGCAGUCAUUAUUUAUAUAUAUAAAAUAUGUUUGUAUUACGGAAGUGACUGUACAUAUUAUGUGCCAACAUUUGGUAAUUUUUAAUGUGUAAAAGGAAAAAAAAACACAUUUUAUAUUUUAUAAAAGUGAAGAAAGAGAGAAAUGUCCGUUUUUCUUUGGAGAGAUUGUGAAGUAUCCUGAAGAAGUAGGUGAGUUUACAGUGGGGCUUUAAGAGACAUAAAAGUAUGUUGACACUCAGAACCUUAAGCAGCAGCACGUAAUGCCAUGGAUUACAGGGUUAUUUUCCUUCAACUAACAGAAGCGUGCGUAACGUGAGCUGGUCUCCUUAAUGAGGGACUGAACCUAGUAUCGGACUAAACUGCAUCACCCACAAUCCUGUUCUGCGUGGACAGUCCACUCUUGGCCAGACGAAUGGCCCCAGCACACCACCCCGACAUGUAACAGUCACUUCUUCAGUAAUGUUGGGUUCUCCACCAAUCACACGGAAGCACACAUGAUACACGUAGAUGUAAGAGGCUUCAUGUGACUGCUCCACGGUGUUCAAAUUACACACAGCUUACACCACUGGGGCACUUCCUCCAAAACUGUCAGUGUGUGUGUGUGUGGUUUUCUUUUCCAUUUAUUUGAUGUUUUCAGAGCACCUUUUGAACAUGUAACAGAGUAUCUUACUAAGUCGUAAUACCUGACUGAUAUAUGAAGCACAGGCAAAGUGUCACAUACAAAGUAAUUGUCGUGAGCAUAUUUGCCAGCCAUGGUGCCCUCCACAUUUUACAUGCUUUACUGUUUUGUAAAGGCACAACUGAAAAAAAAAAUCUGAUUUGAUUGCUGGUUGGUUUCUAAUCUUAUGAUAAUCUUGCUGUCCACCUUUAUCCUGUGAGAAAAGUGGAGGACUGUUAAAAAAAAAACCUGCUCUUCAUUUUGCAAAAUAAAUCCGUUUUUA
Messenger RNA from Sardina pilchardus (European sardine), 7922 nucleotides. It is a transcript of the gene shroom3, whose product is annotated as shroom family member 3. The record is from RefSeq and is a predicted model, not a curated record. Gene Ontology annotation, molecular function: actin filament binding. The transcript is spliced from 11 exons. Gene Ontology annotation, biological process: actin filament organization. Gene Ontology annotation, cellular component: adherens junction; apical plasma membrane; cortical actin cytoskeleton. NCBI's taxonomy places the organism in Eukaryota, Metazoa, Chordata, Actinopteri, Clupeiformes, Clupeidae. The coding region runs from base 678 to 6272 and encodes 1864 amino acids.